Molecule: messenger RNA, 1077 nt
Organism: Coffea eugenioides
Lineage: Eukaryota; Viridiplantae; Streptophyta; Magnoliopsida; Gentianales; Rubiaceae
Exons: 6
Coding region: 342-929 (195 amino acids)
Molecular function (GO): protein dimerization activity
Source: RefSeq, a predicted model, not a curated record
UCUUGCAAAUUCCUCCUCCACCACCAGCUUGUUGUCUUUACUCUUGAGCAAAUUCAUAAGCCUCCUCCACGAAGAUUUCUUUCUUUCUUGUAAACAACGUUUUCAAUCAAAAGAAACAAAUUUUCAAUCCCACUUUGGGUUUAUUUUGCUACCCCUUUUGCAGUUCUAUUAUCUCAAAUCCAAGUAGAAAUCACAAAAUCUCAGAUUAAAGCUGUCGAACCUUAACCCCAUUUUCUCCUAUGGUGUCCUUGGCUAUUGUCCCUAUCGUCAUGGGAGUACUAUGGAGACAUAUAAGAGAUCCCAUUUAGUGGUUUGGCCUCAUUUCCAUAGGUUAGAACCUGAUGAGCACGAUAAACGGAAAGCUAUAUGCAAAACAUGUGGGUUUUGAUGUGUACCAAUCUCAACAAUGGGCAAGUGGUAACAAAUCUGAGUUGGAGUUGUAUCUUGACGAGCGACUAGUAGAUCGUAAGCAACAACCAGAUUUGAAUGUUUUGACUUAUUGGAAAGAGAGUAGAAUUAGAUAUCCUGAGCUUUCACUUAUGGCUCGAGAUAUCUUAAGUAUUCCUAUUACCACUGUAGCAUCCGAGUAUGCUUUAGUCAUGGUGGGAGAAUUCUUGAAAAAUUUCGAACUUCUAUGUUGCUGGAUAAUAUGGAGGCACUACUGUGUUCUCGAAAUUGGUUGUAUAAUAGUAAAGGAAGACGAUGAGCAAGAUCUUGGAAUUGAUAUUAGUAGAUUAUUGCUGAACAAGAUGCAUCUUCAAAUGUUGAUACUUAGUUUUGUUAUACAACACAUGGAGGAUUUUGUUUCACAGAGGAUGACAUAUUUGAAUUUAGCACAGAUGUUCCAGUAUAUGUCCAUUUGUUAUAUCACUGGGGUUGAAUGCUGUCCUAGUGCCAUAAAGCAAAUUAGUUUCAGUUUUGAAUUCUAGCAUUUUUGGAAUGUUCAGUAGCUGUUUAUCUUUCCUCAGUGAGUUGUUGAAGGAUUAGAAUGUGUUUUAUUGGUGACUGGUGGAUGGUUGUGUUGUAAUUGGACCUGUUCUAAUGUUGCGUUAAUUUUUUGAAGAAUUUUCAAAUGAA